Aspergillus nidulans FGSC A4 is the source of this 1027-nucleotide messenger RNA. Its product is annotated as mitochondrial import receptor subunit TOM22. Gene Ontology annotation, molecular function: transmembrane protein transporter activity; mitochondrial signal sequence receptor activity. The record is from RefSeq and is a predicted model, not a curated record. The transcript has 3 exons. Gene Ontology annotation, cellular component: mitochondrial outer membrane; mitochondrial outer membrane translocase complex. Lineage: Eukaryota; Fungi; Ascomycota; Eurotiomycetes; Eurotiales; Aspergillaceae. Gene Ontology annotation, biological process: intracellular protein transport; protein import into mitochondrial matrix; protein insertion into mitochondrial outer membrane. The coding region runs from base 86 to 547 and encodes 153 amino acids.
CUUCAUCCAUCAACCGUCAACUACCACGCCGUUCGAAGUCACCUAUCUCCCUUUUUAUUCCUCACACCAAAUCUACACAGUCACGAUGGUCAAGCUCACUGAAGUUGAGGACGAGCACUUCGCCCAAGAGAAGCCCCAACCCAGCAAGCAUAACGUCCUCCUGGCCUCCGACGACGAGGAGGACGACUACACCGAUACCGAGUCUGAAAUCUCCGUCGAAUCUGACUAUGACGUCGAGGGCGAGAGCCUGUAUGAGCGCCUUGCCGCCCUGAAAGACAUUGUUCCUCCCUCCGCCCGCAAGCAGGUCACAAGCUCGGUCAGCUACGUUUCAUCGCUUGCAAAGUCCAGCAUCGCAUUCAGCGGCAAGGCGCUCUGGAUCCUGUCCACUAGCGCAUUCUUGCUCGGUGUGCCCUGGGCCUUAGCCUACGCCGAGGAGGAGCAGUAUAUCCAGAUGGAGCGUGAGCAGGGAAUGAUCAAGGGAGCUAACGAGAUGCUUGCUCCUGGUGCUCCUUCUACCGAGGAACAGAAGGCCCAGCCUACCCUGUAAACAAACUUCGCUCGAGCAAACCCACAGAGUGCGAAAGGAUCGAGAGCGAACCUUCUACCUUGAGAGAUCAUCCUAGAUUUGCGAUCGAUCGAUGACGCCUGUCACCGCAGUAUUUUAGUCGCUUUGUGGGCAUCUAGCUGCCUGGGGCAGUGGAAGCUAACAACAAAGUGAGAGCAUGCCAAUUACGGAGUCGGAUUGUUACGUUUCCUUCAGAAAAUCACGAAAUCCAUCGCAAUAUAUAAGAAACGUGCUUGUACUGGUAAUGGGAUGGCGCUGGAUCGGGACCGGGUUGUCGUCCGUUGGCUCUUCCUUUUUGCAUACUGCUGCGGGACUAUCUCUCUCCUCCCUUUGUUUUCCGGGCUCUCUUUUAGCCUCGGGAUUCUUGUAUUUGUAUAUCUGAUCUUCUGCUUGCCUUUUGUACUUCCAUCUCAUGUAGUUUCGUGUCCAUUCUGUCUGUCUUACCGACUUAUGCUUUAGAUA